This is a messenger RNA of Conger conger (European conger), 3135 nucleotides long. RefSeq names its product glycylpeptide N-tetradecanoyltransferase 1-like. Gene Ontology annotation, cellular component: cytoplasm. The coding region runs from base 49 to 1518 and encodes 489 amino acids. The record is from RefSeq and is a predicted model, not a curated record. Lineage: Eukaryota; Metazoa; Chordata; Actinopteri; Anguilliformes; Congridae. Gene Ontology annotation, molecular function: glycylpeptide N-tetradecanoyltransferase activity. The transcript has 12 exons. Gene Ontology annotation, biological process: N-terminal peptidyl-glycine N-myristoylation.
GUAUGAGAUUCUGGGUCGUUUCGUACGCCCCUCACUUCCUAGUUAAAGAUGGCGGAUCAGAAUGAGACAGCACCGAAUCCGGAGCAAGAAGAGGAGGCAGAAGUGAAUUAUGGACACUGCAGCGACUGUGAAAAUGAAGAGUAUCAUCUCAACGACGGUGACCAGAGCAGGGGGGAUGACGGCGGUGCCAAGAAAAAGAAGAAGAAACAGAAGAGGAAAAAGGAUAAAACGGGGAGCAAGGACGGACCGCCGGAUCCGCUAGCCAAAGUGAACUCGAUACCUCCGGAAAAGCUUCAGGAGCUUCAGACUGCCAUCGAGCUGUUUUCUCUGGGAAAAGGUCCUGCCAAAACCAUGGAGGAGGCUAGUCACCGCAGCUACCAGUUCUGGGACACACAACCCGUCCCCAAACUAGGUGAGCUGGUGACAUCACACGGUUCUAUUGAGCCUGACAAAUCCAGCAUCCGUGAAGAGCCCUACAGCCUUCCGCAGGGCUUCACUUGGGAUGCCCUGGAUCUGGGGGACCCCAGCGUGUUGAAAGAGCUGUACACCCUGCUGAAUGAGAACUAUGUGGAAGAUGAUGAUAACAUGUUCAGAUUUGACUACUCCCCAGAGUUCCUACUAUGGGCCCUGCGUCCUCCGGGUUGGCUUCCCCAGUGGCACUGCGGGGUUCGGGUGAACUCCAAUCAGAAGCUGGUGGGCUUCAUCAGCGCUAUUCCAGCCAAUAUGCGUAUCUAUGACACAGAGAAGAAGAUGGUGGAAAUAAACUUCCUCUGCGUCCAUAAGAAGCUGCGCUCCAAGCGCGUGGCCCCGGUGCUCAUCCGAGAGAUCACCAGACGGGUCAACCUGCAGGGCAUCUUUCAGGCUGUGUACACGGCCGGGGUGGUGCUGCCCAAACCCGUGAGCACCUGCAGGUACUGGCACCGUUCCCUGAAUCCGCGCAAGCUGAUUGAGGUGAAGUUCUCCCACUUGAGCCGGAACAUGACGAUGCAGCGCACAAUAAAACUCUACCGUCUUAACGAGGCCCCGAAGACGGCGGGCCUGCGGCCCAUGACCAGGAAGGACGCCCCGGAGGUGCACCGCCUCCUGCAGGAGUACCUCCGGCAGUUCAACCUGGCUCCGGUCAUGAGCUGCGACGAGGUGGAGCACUGGCUGACUCCUCAGGAGAACAUCAUUGACACCUACGUGGUGGAGAACGAACAGGGAGGAGUGACAGACUUUGUGAGCUUCUACACCCUGCCGUCCACCAUCAUGAACCAUCCGGUGCACAACAGCCUGAAGGCGGCCUACUCUUUCUACAACGUGCACACUACCACCCCCCUGCUGGACCUCAUGGGUGAUGCUCUCGUCCUGGCCAAAACGAAAGGAUUUGAUGUCUUCAAUGCACUGGAUCUGAUGGAAAACAAGACCUUUUUGGAGAAGCUGAAGUUCGGUAUUGGCGAUGGGAACCUGCAGUAUUACCUGUACAACUGGAAGUGUCCCAGCAUGAGCUCAGAAAAGGUGGGCUUGGUGUUGCAGUGACCCUCAGGUGCUACGGCUGGACUAGGAGACGACACCACGCACUGACCACCUGACCGAUGGACUGAUGGGCCUCCCGCUUCAGAGAACCCACCUUCCAUUUUUACUUUUGAACUUUGACCUUGACCUGCACUGCCGCUGUUAUGGGAGACCGGGGAGCCCCAACCCUCCCUUCGCAUGGAGCUGAAGCCAUUACCUUGACCAUUCAGACAAUUGCAACAACCGAAGACCAUCACGAUUGUAACAGAACACACAACACAUACACACUGACACCCACACACACAGUAAAUACAGGUAUCACAUGGUAAAGUCAUACACACAGUUAGUACUUUGUUGUUUUUUUUUCUCUCCACCACCAUGAACGCUUUUGCAAACAAAAAAAAAAGUCAUUCAGUUGAGCCAGAGCAAGUUUUAGAAGAAAGAAAAAAUAGAAAAUCGAACAUAAAAAUAAAUAACCAAAAUGGAUAAAAGGCAAGGCUACUGUCAGUUUUAUUUAGUAAGUCUGUGGCUUGACCCUUUCAGUUCCUCCUUUCCCCCUUCCCUCUCUGAAAAUGGUACAUUGAGAUAUAAUUGAGAGGUUUUGGUUUCUACAUUGCUUUUGUUAAGGAGACUGCAACCUCUUAGGCCCAGGACUAUCAUUGCACGGGGGGGGGUGGAGUGGUCUCCUGAAAGCUGACAGGUUCAAACUGGAAACUGCCUUGGCUGGGAUCAGGAUGAACUGGCCAGGCUGCAAUGGAAGGGGGAGUGGAUGGCUGGUGGUGAGCAUAGGGAGAUGACUGGAUGAGCGAACAUGGGGUGACCAUAAAAUACACUACAGUUGAGUGUAAGUGACAGGAAGUGUCUUGGAAUGCAGGCGGGGGUACCAAAGCCACAAACAAGAAGUGCUCCUUUUGGUUGGGAUGCCAAAGAAAAAGUCUUCUAGACGUCAGGUGACAUGGAUUUUUGGUGAAAAGGAGAUUGUUGCCAAAGAUGCAGGUUUUUGUGCAAAAUAAAAAAGAAAUUGCGUGCUCAACUGCUUCUCAACUGGAUGAAUUUGUAGACUGUUUAUGGUGUUUUUGUAAAUUGAUGGCAAUACCUUGAGCCCUGUGGGGCCCAGAUGUGUUCACCUUGCCUCUGGGGUUAAUUGAUGGCUUCAUUCACUUUUCAGUAUGCCUUUAUACUGGAAUGCGGGGCGACAUUGGCUCAGGUGGUAAGAGUAGUCGUCUGGCAGUUGGAGGGGUCGAAGUGUCCCUGAGGUAGACGCCUAACCCCCAAAUGCUCCUGACGAUCUGGUUGGUGCCUUGCAUGGCUACCAAUUGUCGUUGGUGUGUGAGUGUGUGGAUGAAUGGGUGAAUAAGAAGCAUCAAUUGUACUGCGCUUUGGAUAAAGGUGCUAUAUAAAUACCAACCAUUUACCAUUUACCAUUCUUAACUACUGUAGUUAUGUUACUGCAAUUGUACUUGGUCACAAAUUUCCAAAAGAUGAAUGCAAUGGAAAUAGGAAUAGGAAACCCAGUGUUAAAGGUCCCACAAACUGGAUUCAAAUUCUGGAUAUAUUCCCAAGAAGUGUUGAUUGUGUAUUUAAAGUUUUUAAACAAAUUAUAACCAUUAAAUUGUAAUAAAUACUAUUAUAUUAUUGUGA